AUGAGAGUUUUAUUUUUAAGUAUUUUCCUUCUCGCCGUCACAAACGCCCAAGAAGAAGUAUCACAAGUCGGAUAAACUUUGCGACCCCGUAACAUUUGUUUUUAUUUUCAGUGUAAUUAUGUAGGACUUGUCAAGUGUUUCAUAAACAUUCUUGACGAAUGGGCGUGGACAUUAUAUGAACUCAAGGACAAUGUAGUUACUAUCACUCCGGACCAGUGUGAGCAUUUGAAAGAACUCGACAAGUGCAUUAAGGUAAGUGCUUUUUGCCCCAUUUGUUUCGAUUGCCAGAAUCACAAGUAACGCUGUGAUUUUUUUCUAUUUAUAUUCUGUGAGCUGUUGGGGAUUUGCGUGACCAGUUGAGGCAAGAAAGAAAAAUAAACAUUGAAAUUCAACACAUUUUUUUUUUUUUGGAAUAGGGUUUCAAAGCAAUCAUUGAACUCUUGUGACUGCGUUUCCGGUCGAUUCUAUUUGCAUUUUCCGAUUUUCCAAUAAACGUUGGUCAAACUAAAAGCAAUUUUGAUUAUGGAGAUGAAACAACAAAUUGUUUUUUAAAGGAUGAUCUGCCAAUUGCUCACAUGUGUUCACAUAAUGAGAUUAUCCAAGUUUCGAACACUGUCUCCGACUUGCUUACUCACAGGAAAGAUUCUGGGUCGUUUUUGAAGGUACCGAUCUCAUUUUGUGUAGCUUAUAGUGAUAAUCCUCAGAGUUAUUAUCUUCUCACAUACGCGUGCUCUUCGGAAGGUCAAGAAAUACUCACUAAACACCGCGACUGCUUGAAAUCGGUAAUAUUAUUAGUGCAAUUAUGCUGGUCGAACAGGCGCCUGUUUUUUCAACGCGCCGCUGCGUUCUUGCGUUGAGAAAACAGGCGCCUGAAAAAACAGGCACCUGAAAAACAGGAUCCUGAAAUCGCCUGUUCGACCAGCCUAAGCCCAAUAUUUAGUCACUAGAACUUGUUUUUAGGAGAAAAUCGGAGAGAUGACUCUGUCUGCUGGAACAUACUUGAGCGAAAAGUUUCUUGAGCACAGCGAAGAGGAUGUCUGUGACAAGGUGAACGAAAAACUGCAAGAGUACAUCACCGCGCUCGGAGGACUGUGCAGCAAGCAUGAGGCUGCUCAGCUUAUGUGUCAAUCCUUAAAGAACAUGUUCACCGGACUGCAUGCUGAUAAAUUGGAAACUUGCAAGCUUGAUUGCAAGAUUCCGGAGGAGACUAACACGGAUAACGUUCAGGAGGAAGUGGUUAGUUUUUGUUCUUUAUUGUUUGCUUUUUAGAUUGAACUUUUUAGCCAUUGGAGACGGAUUCUUCAAAUGAAGAAAACAUCGAGCAUCGUCAAUCAGAACAAGAUGCUCUUAGACCAGCCGCUUCAUCUUCCUCAACUAUUUUUAUUUUCCUGUCUUUUGCUGUUUUUCUCUUUCUAUAAUUUGCUCAGAAUCUGGCUGUGGGCUUGUCCCCCUCCCCUCACCUAUUUCAAUAGAACAUUAGUGGCUAUGUACUUCAAAAUAUAAUUUCCUCACUCCCUUUACACGUUUAAUAGGAGUUUCUAGGUUGUGAAGCUGUACAAACGUUUUUCCCGCUCUUUAGAAUUUUCAGCCCAGGUGACUCCCAAUAUAUGACAAGAAAAAUGACAAAAAUUCGAGCUUCAGAUCACUUAA
This is a messenger RNA of Caenorhabditis sp. 36 PRJEB53466, 1650 nucleotides long. NCBI's taxonomy places the organism in Eukaryota, Metazoa, Nematoda, Chromadorea, Rhabditida, Rhabditidae. The record is from the annotation of a GenBank genome assembly.